GACACUACGCCACCAUGAUGCGCUCCAACCCUCCACAUCCUCAGUAUCUAGUCUGAUUUCUACUCCGGAUUCACCGUGCUCACUAGUCCUUCCUCUUUCUCGACUCCAGCAGCUGCGGAGGCAUCUUCCCUUCUCUCUCUCCCCCUCCUGAUUGAUCUUUUCCUCCCCCCCUCCUCUCCUCCUCCCCCGAUGGUCGUGAUCUGAGCUGCUGUCGCGACUGCCGACAGCACUGCCACAAUGAUGCACUACAACCCCAUACACAUCCUCAGCCUCUCGACAGUUUGACCUAUGCUUCAUGCUCGUCGUGCUGACCAGUCCUUCCUCUUCCUCGGUUCCAACUGUGGUGAAGGCGUCACCCCUUUUCUCUCUCCCCUCCCUCUCUCUCUCCUCCUUCCGUUUGAUGCCUCCCUCCUCUCUCUCUCUUCUCUCCUCCUUUGUCGAUGACUAUGAUGUGAGCUGCUGCUGCAGCCAAUGAUACCACCGCCGCCAUGAUGCGCUGCAACCCUCUACAUCCUCUGCUUUCCAGCGGUCAAUUUUGUAUGAUCACGUUAAAAGUCGAAGUGCAUGGGCAAAUUACAAGGCAGUGAAUGCGUAGUUUUCUUUAAUAUUUUAGAGUUCUGUUUCCGGGAGGGACGCCACGACCAACGCCUUCUCAACAACAGCUGUAACUUCCCGCACGCGAGCUGUCUCAGCGGAUCACGGUGACCCAAAUUAUAGAAGCAGCGCCCAGGAGAAGAACUCGCAGUGGGAUCGGCCGCAGCGAUGUCGCACGAGCGUCACGCAUCGUCCGCCACUGUUCUCGUGGCUGAAGAGGACAACAUGUUUGUUGAUAUAUUGCAAGAAGCUCCAUUAUCUGUUCAUCGGCAGCGUAGAAGCAUAUUUGGCAGUGUUAUGUAUUGUCUCUUAUUGGUAGGUUAUGCUGUCGUGGCAGCAGCAGCUCCUUGGAUAUUUGUUCUAAUACCAAAACUGAUACCAACAUUGCUCUGCAGUUCAAAUGUCAUCCUUCUGAUAGUUACAGGCAUAUUCCAGCAAUAUUUGGUUUACCAAGUUAGGAAAGUGCGCUUGCAGGGUUAUUACACUUUCAGCCAGAAAUUAAAGAACAUUGCCCGCCUUCCAUUUGCCACUGUUGCUUAUGGAACUGCUUUGAUGGUACUUGUCUUAGUCUGGCAACCGUAUAUGCGUAUAUUAUCUGUCUCAACAUUGCUAAGGAUUGUCAUGUUUGUUGAAGUCAUAUGUGCUGGAUGUUUCAUGAGUAUGUAUAUAGGGUGCAUCCAUCAAUAUAAUUCUUUAAAUGGUCAACCAGAUGUCUUGAAGUCACUUUAUUCUGCUUUACAGCCAUCUAGUUCAUUGGAGGAGCUGAGAUAUCAUGAUGGUGGCCGCCUUUCUGAUCAACAAAUGGCGUUGUUGCAAUACCAAAGGGAAAAUCUUCAUUUUUUGAGCGAGGAGGUUCUCCGCUUACAAGAAUGCUUAAGCAAAUAUCAACGUUCUGAUGAUGGAAGUACUCCGCAGGUUGACCUUGCUCAUCUGCUAGCAUCUCGUGAUCAAGAACUCCGUGCUCUAUCUGCUGAGAUGAAUCAGGUGCAUUUGGAGUUACGCCUUGCCCGUAGCUUGAUUGCUGAGAGGGACACCGAAAUCCAGCGCAUUCGUGUAACCAACAAUGAGGUUCUAUUACAGUAUGUUGAGGAAAAUGAAAGACUGAGAGCUAUACUUGGAGAAUGGAGUGCUCGAGCAGCAAAGCUUGAAAGAGCAUUGGAAGCAGAGCGCUUGUCAAAUAUGGAACUGCAAAAGAGCAUAGCAAAACUGCGAAACAAGCCAGCUGGUCCAUCGGCUGAAGACCAUCAAGCUUGAAUCUUAUAAGAUAUGGAUCCGUCGAGAGCGUUGAUUCACAAUUGAUGUAGACUGUGAUGUACAUGAUGGCCAAAGGCAUCUACCGGAGAUGCUUGUGGUCUUUCAGGCUGGAGGAUAUCCCAAGUAGUGCUAAGCGAGGCAAAUAGUUGAUCUAUGGUCCAGUGAUGAUCCAGUUAUUUUAAUUUGACAUUUGAGAUUUUGUUGAAGUGCCGCUUGUACAUAGAUGCAGAAGUUUCUCAUUGUUAUUCUGUGAGUUAUAAUGUGGUACAUCAAACUUCUUGAUGAAUUCAAAGCAGGGAACCUUGUGUGAUGGGAAUCAUAAGGGAAACGGGUUUGCCUUGUGUGAUGGUUA
This is a messenger RNA of Elaeis guineensis (African oil palm), 2200 nucleotides long. The record is from RefSeq and is a predicted model, not a curated record. Lineage: Eukaryota; Viridiplantae; Streptophyta; Magnoliopsida; Arecales; Arecaceae.